Schistosoma turkestanicum is the source of this 234-nucleotide messenger RNA. NCBI's taxonomy places the organism in Eukaryota, Metazoa, Platyhelminthes, Trematoda, Strigeidida, Schistosomatidae. The record is from the annotation of a GenBank genome assembly.
AAUACUGUUGGUUCAAAUCAACAUCACACGUAUUCAAAUGGUACUUAUGCAGGAAGAAAUACUGUCACACGUAGGAUUUCAUACCAUGGUCAAAUGGGACAUAUUAUGAAUCCGAAUGCUGAAAUGCCUAAUGGUAAUCAAAAUCAUAAUAAUAAUAAUCAUAGUAAUAUCACAACGAAUGACCAUUGUAACAAUGCAGUUGAAAGCAUCAAUAGAUUGAACUCAGUAGAUUGA